AUGGCUUCCUCGUCCUCUCCCGCCCCUGAGCACGAUGCCCAACUCCUCGCUAUCGGGAAACAGUGCUCUCACCCCAGCUGUCUCCUCGUCGACUUCCUCCCAUUCAAGUGUCAACAUUGCCAGCUCUCCUUCUGUCAGGAGCACUUCAAGGUUGAUGGACACCAAUGCGACAAGUACGAUGAGAGCAAGCACAACAGGGUAGCGCCCAACUGUCCGCUGUGCAAUACUCCCGUCGCCGUUCGUCAAGGCCAAGAUCCCAAUGUCCGCAUGGACUAUCAUUUGGAGAAGGAGUGCUCCGUCGUCACUGGCAAAGUCAACUCCGGGUCGACACCUCGGUGCUCACGAGGAGCAUGCAACAAAGUCUUGUUCUCUCCCAUUCGAUGUGACCAAUGCCGACUCCAAUUCUGUGUGGCCCACCGAUUCCCCGGAGACCAUACUUGCAAUCCUGUGUCACCGGCGAGCCUUCGCCCCAAUAUCCCCAACCUUGCGAACUUGAACGCCAGCGCUAAAAACAUCAAUGCCAAGGCGUCUGCCGCUGGCUCUGCUGCACUUGGUGCGGUGAAGAAGUCAAUAGCCUCAGCUAGCAGCUCUUCGUCUAAGCCUCCAGCUGCAAAACCCCCGGUGGCCUCGUCCUCCAGUACGAAGCCGAUCAAGCCGGCCUUACCCUUCAGCAAGAUGGAUCGUCGGGCGAGGGCAGAGCGAGAAAGCAAGCUGAAAGCCAUGAGAGCACGCGCUCAGAAAGGGUUGUUGACUGAGGACGAGAAGGCUAUCCUUGCAGCGGAGGAAGCAGCUUCAAAAGACAACAAGGACUGUGUUAUCAUGUAA
Molecule: messenger RNA, 825 nt
Organism: Cyclocybe aegerita
Lineage: Eukaryota; Fungi; Basidiomycota; Agaricomycetes; Agaricales; Hemipholiotaceae
Source: the annotation of a GenBank genome assembly